Messenger RNA from Oxyura jamaicensis (ruddy duck), 1281 nucleotides. RefSeq names its product Sp6 transcription factor (gene SP6). The record is from RefSeq and is a predicted model, not a curated record. Bases 111 to 1184 code for a protein of 357 amino acids. Gene Ontology annotation, molecular function: DNA-binding transcription factor activity, RNA polymerase II-specific; RNA polymerase II cis-regulatory region sequence-specific DNA binding. The transcript has a single exon. NCBI's taxonomy places the organism in Eukaryota, Metazoa, Chordata, Aves, Anseriformes, Anatidae. Gene Ontology annotation, biological process: regulation of transcription by RNA polymerase II.
GUGAGGGCGCACACACGCACCCCUCUCUUCUCACGGCUCUCCUCUCCCCCCGCCGCCCCUCCUUGGCCCUGCAGGUCUGUCUGCGCCACCGCCCGCGCCGCCGUUCGGCAAUGCUCACAGCUGUCUGCGGCUCUCUUGGGAACCAGUCCUCCGACGCGCCCCGCGCCUCCCCGACCCACCUGGACCUGCAGCCGCUGCAGCCCUUCCAGCCCCACGGCAGCGCCGCGGCGGGCGCCGACUUCGCCUCCCCGCUGCCGCCCCCGGAGCUGCCGCUGGCGGGCCCCGACGCCGCCUUCGCCACCCCCGGCGCCUACGAGCCCCAUGGCCCCCCGCGGCUAGAGCUGCCCCCCGACGGCCCCGCCGCCCCCGGCUCCUACGCCAAGCUGCUGCAGGCGGCCCCGGACAUGGCGCACCCCUACGAGCCCUGGUUUCGGCCCCCCCACCCCGGCCCCCCCGGCGAGGAGGGGGGCGUCAACUGGUGGGACCUCCACGCCGGGGCCAGCUGGAUGGAGCUGCCCCACGGGCAGGGGGGGCUGCAGGUGCCCGCGCCCCCUGGGCUGCAGCCGCCGCUGGGGGGGUACGGCGGGGGCGAGCCCCAGCUCUGCGCGCCCCCCGCCCACCUCCUGCCUCCCGCCCAGCACCUCCUGGGGCCGGAGGGGGCCAAGGCGCUGGAGGGGCCCCCCGAGGCGGAGGGGGGCGGGCGGGCCAAGGGGGGCCGGCGGGCGGUGCCGCGGGGCGGGGGGCAGGCGGCGUGCCGCUGCCCCAACUGCCAGGAGGCCGAGAGGGGGGGGCCCUGCCCCGAGGGCGCCAAGCGCAAGCACCUGCACAACUGCCACAUCCCGGGCUGCGGGAAGGCGUACGCCAAGACCUCGCACCUCAAGGCCCACCUGCGCUGGCACAGCGGCGACCGGCCCUUCGUCUGCAACUGGCUCUUCUGCGGCAAGCGCUUCACCCGCUCCGACGAGCUGCAGCGGCACCUCCAGACCCACACGGGCACCAAGAAGUUCACCUGCCCCGUCUGCGGCCGCGUCUUCAUGCGCAGCGACCACCUGGGCAAGCACAUGAAGACGCACGACGGCGGCAAGGACGGCGGCGAGCCCGAGGCCAAGGGCGCCGGGGAGCCGCCGGCCGGCAAGGGAGGCAAGCGGGAGCCCGAGGGGGGCAACGCCGCCCCCACAAACUGAGCCGCCGGGCCGGGGGCCGGUGCCGGCGGGCGGCCCCCCCGCCCCCUCGGGGCUGGUCUCCGAGGGGCGCGGGGCCGCGGCGGGGGGGGCCGGGCUG